This is a messenger RNA of Cylindrotheca closterium, 867 nucleotides long. NCBI's taxonomy places the organism in Eukaryota, Bacillariophyta, Bacillariophyceae, Bacillariales, Bacillariaceae. The record is from the annotation of a GenBank genome assembly.
AUGAAAACUACAAUUUUGUUGACGCAGCUUUUGCUGAAUAUUGAGACGCUGCAAGCUUUCUCGCCUAGCCUUCAGAGAAGCACCUUGACUCGUCAAUCACAGCCUUCUUCUACCCGUGUCUUUUCGCAAUGGGAUGACGAGGAAGAAGAGAUCCUUCAAAAAUCCACUUUCGAUGAAGCUGGAGUUGCAUUGACGGAUGAAGAAGAGCAAAAGAGGAUUGCCGAAAUGGGCGACGAUACCAACGAAGACUAUAGCACCGAUGAUAUUUCCCGAGUAAGAGAAGCUAUUCGGCAACGAACUGAGGCUUUGGGAAUGGAACGAUCGAAAGUGUCUGUCGAGGCCAUCCAAGCCGCUCAAGAAAGAGCAAAAUCAGCAGUUGAAAAUAAUUUAUCUGGAGCAUCGCAAUUAGACCUGAGUCAAAUCACCGAAAACGCACCGCGGGGAGAGGACGCUGAUAAUAUUCCGGCAAUGUUUUACGACCCAGAAACUGAGAUGACAAAGGAAGAAAUGAUUGAGGCAGAUCCAGAUAGUCAGUUGAAUUUUUAUGAUCAAGUUAUGAAGGAAAUCACAUCAUCAACAUGGCCAUCUCCUGGUGCCGCCCUCAAAGAAGUUUUCGUCCUAAUCUUUGUGGGCGCUGCUUCAACUGCUCUCAUCAUCAAUUGGGAUAAUUUCCUUCGAGAGACGUAUACUAACUUUGGAAUGAUUCCAACGGAGGAGCAAAUCAUGCAAGGAUCCGAAAACAUGGUUCUGCCCGAUGGGUGGACAAAUGGAAUGUCGGAAGACGACUUUAUGAACUUCCGUGAGGAACAGGGCAAAUCAUCGUCUCCUUCUGUAGAAGCAAUCAAGCAAGGUUUCCCAGAAUUGUAA